Messenger RNA from Glossina fuscipes, 996 nucleotides. Its product is annotated as peroxiredoxin-5, mitochondrial-like. The record is from RefSeq and is a predicted model, not a curated record. Gene Ontology annotation, molecular function: thioredoxin peroxidase activity. Gene Ontology annotation, cellular component: peroxisome; cytoplasm; mitochondrion. Gene Ontology annotation, biological process: cellular response to oxidative stress; hydrogen peroxide catabolic process; cell redox homeostasis. The transcript has a single exon. NCBI's taxonomy places the organism in Eukaryota, Metazoa, Arthropoda, Insecta, Diptera, Glossinidae. The coding region runs from base 373 to 606 and encodes 77 amino acids.
GUACUAUUGAUAUAUCCGCAUUUAAUCAAUAUGCAAAUAGAGAUUAUUGGAUUCCUUCUAUAAUAUUUUUUAAGGUUGGUGAUAGGCUCCCUUCGGUGGAUUUGUUUGAAGGUUCACCGAGAAACAAAAUAAAUAUCCGCGAGCUUACGGCCGGGCAGAAAGUUAUUAUUUUCGGCGUACCAGGAGCUUUUACGCCUUUUACUUGUUCUACGGUAGCAUAUAAUUGUAAGUAUGGGAUACGGGAAUAUACUUAUUUUUGUUUACUCCUUUUUCUAGAUUCAUUUGCCUGGUUUUGUUGGGCCUGCAAAGGAACUGAAGAAGGCAUUAUAUGUCCAUGACAUAAUUUGCGUUUCAGUUAACGAUCCUUUCGUUAUGUCGGCUUGGGGUAAACGACAUGGUGCAGAUGGCCGUGUACGCAUGUUGGCAGAUCCUUCCGGCGAAUUCGUUAAAGCCAUGGGACUAGCCAUAAAUUUGCCGGCAUUGGGUGGCUUACGUGCAAAACGCUUUUCGAUGAUUGUUGUGGAUACGAUAGUCGCGGAUAUGAACCUUGAACCUGCCGACAUUGGGCUUGGUUCUUCCUUAGCUCAAAAUUACAUGAAUAAUUAAAAAGAUUGAAUAAUUUACAAAUCUUAAAAUGGUCUGUCCACCCUGUCCGACUUUUUGACGUAAUUCUUUUGAUUCCCAUAUACUACUGACAAGUUACUACUGCCCGUCAAUUUAUUUCAAUUAGUGGGAGUCAAGAUGUGGUUUGUAGACAAAUUGAUCAAUUCCAACAUAUGAUACAACUGUCUUAACCUUAACUUUGUUGCGUGGAUAUUAGGCCAUUUUCAUUGCCAUGGUGUCUUGUUGUGGGUUGACAUUAGAAUAAUUUUAGCUGUUAAACAAAUAAUCUAAAUAGUCUUCCAUCUGUUUCGCUUUCUUUUUGGUGCAUUGUUUAAGUGAUAUAUGGAAUACAAUCGCAAUAACCGCGUGCUAUAGCACGUUUGUAUUUUUUAC